GGCAGCUUCCUGCUAUCAUGGGAGCAGUCGUCCUGCUGGUCAGCACUCACAUGGGACAAGAUAUUUGGAGUUCAGAAGGAAAUCUCAACUAGCAGUUGUUUUUGAAGUUCCAGUGAAGUUUGUUGGAGAGUCGAGUGCAUUUUCCUCAAUGGAUCCAACUGAGAAUAUCUGAGAACUGUCCGAUUGGCUAUUAAUCUGGAAUUACAUUUAAAAGAUGACACUCUGGUCACAGCAAAAUCCUGCAACUCAUGGAAUGUGAUUGUGAAGCAUCAUCUUGAGAUCAUCAUGGUGUUGUAUCUUGCCUUGCUUAUUGUUUUGUUGCGUUGGUUCAGGACUAUGAGUUUUGUAUAUUGUGGAUGAUGUCGACUGAAGCGUUUCCUCUGAGUGGGGCUCAGAUAGCCAUGUGUCGUCUGGUUCAUCGCGGCCCCAGACCACAGGCCACGUUGAGACCUCUGAACCAGGAGCUCAGGCUCUAUGUUGAGAAGACACGCACCAAACCUAAAUGCAGGAUGGAGGCAUCUUGCCUGGAGUUGGCGCUGGAGGGGGAAAGACUCUGUAAAGCAGGAGAUUUUAAAGGUGGCACGGCAUUCUUUGAAGCUGCUGUUCAGGUGGGAACAGAAGAUCUCAAGACCCUCAGUGCCAUUUACAGCCAGCUGGGCAAUGCAUACUUCUACCUGAAGGAGUACGGCAAAGCCCUAGAGUACCAUCGGCAUGACCUUACGCUUGCUCGGACGAUCGGAGACCGGAUUGGGGAAGGGAAAGCCAGCGGAAAUCUUGGCAACACUCUGAAAGUUUUGGGCCGCUAUGAUGAAGCAGCUGUGUGCUGUCAAAGGCACCUGGACAUUUCUCAAGAACAAGGAGAUAAGGUCGGUGAGGCCAGGGCUCUGUAUAACAUUGGGAACGUGUUUCACGCAAAAGGGAAGCAGCAGCUCUGGGGCGUCUCGCAGGAUCGCGGAGAGCUUCCUCCUGAUGUCAGAGAUACGCUCAUGCGAGCCACAGCCUUCUACGAAAAGAAUCUGUCUCUGGUGAAGGAGUUGGGAGACAGAGCUGCACAGGGAAGAGCCUUCGGUAAUCUUGGCAACACUCAUUACCUGCUGGGUAAUUUUGUGGAGGCCAUCAAGUUCCACAGAGAGCGUCUCUCCAUUGCAAAGGAAUUUGGCGACAAGGCCGCUGAACGCCGAGCAUACAGUAACCUAGGCAACGCUCUCAUUUUCCUGGGCAAGUUCAAUGCAGCCACAGAGUAUUACAGGAAAACCCUGCAGCUCUCUCGGCAGCUGAAGGAUCAGGUGAUGGAAGCUCAGGCGUGUUUCAGUCUGGGAAACACAUACACUCUUCUGCAGGAGUAUGAACGUGCCAUAGAAUAUCACCUUAAACACCUGCUCAUCGCUCAGGAGCUGAACGACAGGGUCGGGGAGGGCCGGGCCUGCUGGAGUCUGGGUAACGCUUAUGUGUCAUUGGGAAAGCACCGUCAGGCUCUGCAUCACGCCCGGAAACACCUGGAAAUCUCCAGAGAGAUCGGAGACAGGAACGGAGAGAUGACGGCCAGGAUGAAUGUGGAGGAGCUGAUGGAGGCUCUAGGGGUGAAGGAGGCGGAUCUCUCUCCAUCUGAAUCUGAGUUUAACGUGCAGGGAGCCAGACCCAAGUUCAUCAAGAAAGCCAGCAUGGAGAGUGUGGACCUGUGGAAAUACAGCUCUGAAAAGAAUGGAGAUGCUCCGGAUGUUGAUGGUAUUUCGAGGAGGUCAAGGAACCAGCUGUUUCAGUCCAGCAGAAGCAAAAGUUAUGCAGACAGUCAGUCAUCAGAUGAGAGACUCUGGCUCGACUCACCUGUGGACACUGAUGACAUCACUGUUCAUGUCACACCUCCAAAACUGGCUCGUGACGCGUCAGAUGAGGACUGCUUCUUUGACCUGUUGAGUAAGUUUCAGAGCAGCCGUAUGGAUGACCAGCGCUGUCAGCUAGACGAGUCGCCCAAUGGAGAGAAUGCCGGAGGAACAGAUCCAAACACACUCAGUGACAUGAUCGAUGCCAGUCUGUUGACGUCUCCUCAAACAGAAGAGCUCUUUGAUUUGAUCGCCAGCUCUCAGAGCCGCCGUCUGGACGAUCAGAGGGUGAGCGUCAGUAACCUGCCUGGACUCAGAAUCACCCACAAUAACCUGGGCCACCUAUGUGGAGAGAGCGACCCGCAGGAGCCCAGCGACGACUUCUUCAACAUGCUCAUCAAAUGCCAGUCGUCCAGGAUAGAUGACCAGCGCUGCUCUCCGCCUGAAGGGGGUCCGCGGGCACCAACCGUCCCAGAUGAGGAUUUCUUCAGCCUAAUCCAGAGAGUUCAGGCCAAGCGAAUGGACGAGCAGCGUGUGCAACUCCCGUUUGACGAACAGGAUGAGGACGAGAUAGGGCCAGGGGCUGCAGACUCCUGAGAAAACCCGGGGCCAAAUAACACACGCAACGAGUACCAAAUGAUGGGGAGUGUUUUAGAUUUAAUCUUUCAUGAGAUGAAGAAAUGUGCACAAAGAUAUGCAAGUGAGACAUGAAAACACAAGUGCCAUCUCAGUAUACGGUGCAGAUUUAUGCCUACUGUGCUUUACAGCCAAUGAUCCAUGAUGUUUAAUAGAGAUUAUACGGACUAGAGGAACAGACACUUGGGACACAACUCUCUGGGUUAAUUCACAUUUGCAAACACUGCCUGCACAAACAACAAAAGAAAUGUAACAAAUCAGGUGCAAACACUGUAAAAAGUAGUUUGGUAUUCUGUUUUUUUAACAAACAGACACGUCAUAACCAGAGUGACUUACGGUACAACAUUGGAAGAAGAAAAAGCAAGAUACUUCCCACUAUCUACACAUUAAAGUAAUAGUUUACCCAGAAAGGAAAAUUUGCUGUUGUUUUACUCAUUCUCAGGCCAUCCAAGAUGUAGAUGACUUUUUCUUGAGUAGAACAGUAAAGAUUUUUAGCUGAAACCCUGGUGAUUUAUAAAAUGCAAUUCAGCGACUACCCAUCUCUGAGAAUAAACAAAAAGCAUAUCCGGAUGAAUCAAAUGAAUACCCGUGGCUGAUGAUAUUUUGAAUUCUUAUGAAGCAAAGCAAUCGGUCUAUGCAAGAAACUAAACAUUAUAACAUUAUUACCUAUGAUCCAGAGCCUCAGCCAAACAGUCUGUUGUUUUUGGUGAGCUAGUUGAACCAAAUCAAACCGAAACCGUUUACAGCUCGAGCAGUACAAAUCUACAAUUUACUCAAUCAAAUCUCAUUUUCAGAUGCCUGACAGUCAGCCAAAAUAGCAGCGUAUCUGAGCCUAUGAUGAAUUCAUUCAUUCAGCGCUCCAGUUCUUUCAACAUUCACUGAACUCAUGAAACAAUUCUGAUGUGCACCGAAGACGCGCAUGUGUGAACCCAGCACUUGAAUAAAGGCUUAAAAUGAAAGGUUUUGUUUGGUUUAUUAUGGUUAAUGUAAAAAGACUAGUUUAUUAACUUUAUAUGCUUUAGACAUGUAAAACAUUGCAUGAUAAUGUAAACACACUGGUUAAUUGGUCAUUUGAAUCAGUUGAAAGCAUUGACAUGAACUGUCUCAAAGAGCCAGUUUGCAGAAAAGAAUUAGAUUGAGUCUCUGGAUUACAUGCAGUAAUGUUGUAAAUAAUGUUCAGUUUGGAUUUUUUCACUUCAUAAGACCUCAAUUUAUUGUCAGAAGGCACAGGUAUUAAUGCUGUUUUUGACAACAAAAAAAGAGAGGCUAUCCAGGUUUUAUUGAUCAUCAACAUUUUAUGAAUCAUCAUGGUUUCAGUUAAAAAUCUUGUGCACUGUUCCGCUCAAGAAAUAAAGUCCCCUACAUCUUGUAUGGCCUGAGGGUAAGCAGAUCAAAAGGAUACUCCACCCCAAAAUGAAAAUUUUAUUAAUCACUUACCCCCAUGUCAUUCCAAUCCAGUAAAAGCUUUGUUCGUUUUCAGGAACACAAUUUAAGAUAUUUUGUAUGAAAACCGGGAGGCUUGAAACUGUCCAAUAGACAGCCAAGUAAGUUACACUGUCAAAGUCCAGAAAAGUAUGAAAGACAUUGUCAAAAAAGUCCAUCUGCAAUCAGUGAUUCAACCAUAACAUUAUGAACCGAUGAGAAUACUUUUUGUAAGCGAAGAAAUAAAAAAUAAUGACUUCAUUCAACAAUUCCUGUCAACAGUCUCCUCUUUGUCUCUCCAUAUCACUAUAUGCUGCGUAUGCUCUUCUUUGUCAGCCAUGCCUCAAAGAUGCAUCCUGAUACAGAAGAGCAUAUGCAGCAUAUAGUGAUAUGGAGAGACACAAAGGUGACUGUUGACAAAGGAAAAGCUGAAUAAAGUCAAUAUUUUGUUUUUUUUUUUCUUACAAAAAGUGUUCCCGUCGCUUCAUAUACCGUAUUUUUCGGACUAUAAGUCGCACCUUAGUAUAAGUCGCAUUAGUCCAAAAAUACGUCAUGACGACGAAAAAAACAUAUAAGUCGCACUGGACUAUAAGACGCAUUUAUUUAGAACCAAGAACCAAGAGAAAACAUUACCGUCUACAGCCGCGAGAGGGCGCUCUAUGUUUUCAGUGUAGACUACAGAAGCACUGAGCAGCAUAGAGCGCCCUCUCGCAGCUUGUAUACGGUAAUGUUUUCUCUUGGUUCAUUUCUCUUGGUUCAUGUCAAAUUAGUUUUGAUAAGUCGCACCUGACUAUAAGUCGCAGGACUAGCCAAACUAUGAAAAAAAAGUGUGACUUAUAGUCCGGAAAAUACGGUAACCCAGAUUGCAUAUCUGAUGGCAGAUGGAGUAUUUUUAUGGACCUUGACGCUGUUAUUUACUUAGCAGUCAAUGGGGCAGUCAGAAGGGUCCUGGUUUUCACUGAAAAUAUCUUAAAUUGUGUUCCGAGGACAAACAAAGCUUUUACGUGUUCGGAAAGACAUGAGGGUAAGUGAUUAAUGGCAACAAUCUUCAUUUUGGGAUGGAGUAUCCCUUUAACUGCUAAUUUUCACGUUUGGGUGAACUGCCCCUCUAAGCUCCACUGAUGGUCUGCUUUGUCCAGACAGUAAUAAAGCAGUGUUAAUUGUAUCGAGCAAAUGCUGCUGACCUUUGAAUCUAGUGGAUUCUAUAAUAAGCCUCAUAUCAGCAUCAGGUGAAGAUGAGCGAUGUGGUGCUGUUGUUUAGUGAAUUCGCCCUGUUGUUUCCCAUGCCAAACUUUCUGAUCAAGCUUCUCAUUGUCAUGUGUUUCGCGUCUACUGCCUUAAUUAAACCUGCAGACUCUGAUUGUAUUCAUUGAUAUUGUGUUUUCUGAGCUUGUCAGCAGUAUCUGGUACGUGUCGUUGACAGUAUUUAUUCCCAGUGGUGUCGUGCAGCUGCCGCUGUAUCUUUCACAUUCUUAAUCGCAAGUGCAUUUUAGUUUGGCUUUAAUCAUUUAGCUGCUGACAGCACUGUACAAAUUUCCAGACAUUAGGGCUGCUUUUACAUUCCUCUUUGUUUCUUUUGAAUUGAAGAUACUGUUGUAACUCCACAGACGUAUUUAUUUAAAGUGUUGAGAAAUCUGUAAAAACAAGCAAACAAAAAUAGAGACUGUGAAAAGACUUUUUAAGUGUUGUUAACUGUGGGAAUGUAUGUGAAUGUGCAUAAAAGCUCAUUUAAGUUUGCACUUUCAUGCUCCACGGUGCUUUGACUGAUUUGACCGAAACCGCUUUUAGUUUCUGAAUCAAUGUCAUUAGUGAGUUUUCCAUAAUUGGCUCCGAAUCACUGAAUGGUGCAGUUCAGACAUUUACUGAGUUGCUUUAGUUGGUCAAUAUUUUAGUCACUUGUGGCUGGCUGAACAGCAGAGUAAUGGCUCAUUGAUGGCAGUUUCAUGUAGAACCAUUAAAAAGACCUUUUAAAAUGUAAAUCUGCAGUAUUUUGGAAGUAUUUUUUUUUUUUUUUAUUUGAGCAAUUAUUAUUAUUGGAAGGAAUUAAAAUAUUUCAAGUCAAUUCACUGCCAAUUUGUGGUAAAAGAAAAUGAGCAAAUGCCUUUUUGUUUUUUUACUCAAAGAAGUGUUAUGCAUUAUGUACCAUUCAAAAAUAUUUAUGAAGUUACUUUUAUUUUAAGAAGCUAAACAUCUAUUUGUAUUAAUUAAUAUGUUUCUGACUGAUGCAUGAUGCUUAUAACUAACCCUGAUUUCUAAUAUUACUUUACAGUGACCAAACCAUCAGCUCACUGACUGCAGAUCAAUGAAAUAUAGGAAGUAUGUACUAGAUUCAUAAUAAUAUUAUGUGAUUAUGAGGUUAAGUAUGGAGCUGUAUUAGUAAAUUAAAAAAUAAAUAUAUAUUAUUUGUCAUGGUUUAACUGAAUUUUUUGUAGUCCAUUUGAGUUAACAAUUUGCUCCCUGUAUUAUGAUUUGUCUUCCAUGUGCUGUAAUAAUAUGGUGUGAAUGAGUUAAAAAGCAUUUGAAAAGCCACUGCCCCAAUGUACGUAAUUGUUUUAUUUAUUUUCUGUUCAUGAACAUGGGAAUGAAUCACUUGCUUUUAAUAAAAUGUUGAUGAAAUUGA
Messenger RNA from Carassius gibelio (silver crucian carp), 6498 nucleotides. RefSeq names its product G-protein-signaling modulator 1. The transcript has 14 exons. The coding region runs from base 357 to 2417 and encodes 686 amino acids. Gene Ontology annotation, molecular function: protein binding; GTPase regulator activity. Lineage: Eukaryota; Metazoa; Chordata; Actinopteri; Cypriniformes; Cyprinidae. The record is from RefSeq and is a predicted model, not a curated record.